AGAAAGACUGGGAAGAGUGCACGAAGAUUUGGUCCGGUUGAAACAGAGGGAAGCGAGGUUGCAGCUGGAUUUGAACGUGUUGAUGAUGCCGAACAUGCCAGAAACGCAGCAUCCGACGUCACAUCCGGCAAUGCAGCAGCAUCAUUUGGAGAGUUCGCAGCAGCGGGGAGAAAAGUGGUUUCUUCAUCGGUCUUCGGCCAAACUUUCCGUUGUCGAAACCCGCUUAGAUGCGUAUCUAUUUGGCGGACGAUUUCCCGGCAUAACGAACCAGCCGACGUUUACGAUUCCAGUAAACUUUCCUCCGGCGUUUAACAUGGUUGCCGCCGUUGCACUUCAACCAGCGGCUGGUUCAGGAGGUUCAGCAAAAUCAUCCGGUGUUGAAUCAGCACCGUUAUCAUCAACAGCAGCAGCAGGGUCAGAAUCCCUGUCAGCAGCAGCCCAAAAACUGCAAAAUUACCAGCAAGACCAGAAAAAGAUGCAACACCAUCGUGGCAGGCUGAACCGAUCCGGGGAGUACGAAGCGUACGCGAUUGUCCCAUUGUUAUAAAUAAAUACAAGUUAUUUUAAACCCUAGUUUAUAUUUCAAAGCAAUUUCAUUCACCAUAUUCUGGCCACCGUGAUGCGAUAUUCGAGCGGUCGUUGAGUACCUUUAACUACCGGGGCGUUUUCCGAUCUGACGAAGACUUUUUUUCGUCCAGCUGCUAAUUGAUUGCGAUUAGUGAGAAUGCUGGUUGUAGAAUUCGAACGAAACGCAGCACCUUGACCAUAAUCAGUCUAGUGUGAAAAGGAUACUCAGGGUUAAUGCACACGGACACUUCUUCCAGGUCUGGUCACGGCGAUCAUGAUUUCAUAGCAGAAAAACUUCUCCAUCUCGUGGACCAAUCGGGUUUCGACGUUCUGGACGGCCUUUUGCGGGCCUUGUUUGAAAUUUAAAAAAAUCACUUGUCGAAUCUCGCCAUCAUAUAUCCGCUUCUUCAAGCGACGAUCCGACGGAGUUCAACGUUCCAGCGGACUGGAAGGAGGUUGUCGCCAUUUACAGAGGAAUUCGUUGUCGAUUUCCGCUGACGAUUCCCGGGACGGUAACGAUGCAGGAUCGCAGUCACGCUGCUGGGAUUUGAGCUAGAUGUGUCGCUCACCAAUAAAGCCAUCCCGAUUUGGACCAUUUGUCUCUUUAUCGCGACGUG
Messenger RNA from Culex pipiens pallens (northern house mosquito), 1184 nucleotides. RefSeq lists its product as uncharacterized. The record is from RefSeq and is a predicted model, not a curated record. NCBI's taxonomy places the organism in Eukaryota, Metazoa, Arthropoda, Insecta, Diptera, Culicidae. The transcript has 2 exons. The coding region runs from base 83 to 547 and encodes 154 amino acids.